Molecule: messenger RNA, 1241 nt
Organism: Epinephelus moara (kelp grouper)
Lineage: Eukaryota; Metazoa; Chordata; Actinopteri; Perciformes; Serranidae
Gene: rnaseh2a
Product: ribonuclease H2, subunit A
Exons: 9
Coding region: 91-1017 (308 amino acids)
Biological process (GO): mismatch repair; DNA replication, removal of RNA primer
Cellular component (GO): ribonuclease H2 complex
Molecular function (GO): RNA binding; RNA-DNA hybrid ribonuclease activity
Source: RefSeq, a predicted model, not a curated record
ACGUCAUUCUAGAGGCGCCAAAUCGGCCGCAGACAGAAAACAACACGAAGUUCAUUGUAAGUGCCGUCACCGUUUGAAUAGCCAGCUGUCAUGGACCUCAGCCCCUUUGAAACAGACAACUCUGUCAGCUGCAGACUGGCCUCUCAGAUCCCUGAGGUCUGCCGGACUGAGGACUGCUGUCUGGGCAUUGACGAGGCGGGCAGGGGGCCUGUGCUGGGGCCCAUGGUGUAUGGAAUAUGUUUCUGUCCAGUUUCCAAAAAGGAGGAGCUGAAGGAAUCGAAAGUGGCAGAUUCAAAGACUCUAACAGAGGCAGAAAGAGAGAAUCUUUUCCAAAAACUGGAUGAAGCCAAAAGUUACAUAGGCUGGGCUCUGCAGAUUCUCUCACCAAACACCAUCUCUACCAGCAUGUUACAGAGGACAAAAUACAACCUGAACGCCCUUUCACACGAUACAGCAAUUGGUCUAGUACAGUAUGCCUUGGACAGCGGGGUACAGCUCACAGAGGUAUUUGUAGACACAGUCGGCCCAGCAGAGAAGUAUGAGGAGAAACUCUCGAAGCUGUUCCCAGGUAUCAAGGUGACUGUGAGGCCAAAGGCCGACUCCCUCUUCCCCAUCGUCAGUGCGGCCAGUAUCUGUGCAAAGGUGGCCAGGGAUCGUGUUGUAAAGGGCUGGAACUUUGCUGAGGACCUGGGAGAGGUGGAUACAGACUAUGGCUCAGGAUAUCCAAAUGACCCCAAGACCAAAGCAUGGCUGCUGAAGUACCUGGAUCCAGUGUUCGGUUACCCUCAGUUUGUUCGAUUUAGUUGGAGCACUGCCCAAACCUUGAUGGAGAGCAAGGGCGUGACUGUCCACUGGGACGACGAUGAAGAGGUCGGGGAGAAGGCAGCCCAGCGGCAGAACAACAGGUCCAUGCUGGCCUACUUCAGUGCAUCAGCUGGAGGUAACAACCAAAACCCAACCCACCAGACACACCGCUUCUUCACUGAGCGGAGGCUGAAGAGCCUCGACACACUCUGAAGACAACACAGUGAAGGACACGCGCACACAGACAGGAAAUCAAAAGCUCUGUGAUAUUUUCAUGUGCAGCCUUGACAGUUAAGUCUUGGGUAAAGAUGUGGACUUUAAUUAAACAUUUCAGACCUGAUGUUUGUAUCAUUAACACAGACGUAAAUGUAGAGCUAUCUUUAUUUGUCCUCUUUGUACCUGUUUUUUUAAAUACAUAAAAGUAUGUUUAAAACUCA